AACAGCUUCAGUUUCGAGCAACUUCUUGCAGCUAUAGUGAUCGACCGGCCGCCGUGACUCGUGAGCACAUCAAGGUCACCCCCCCAUGGCCUCCGCCUCAGGUCUCUUCGCCACGGCGCUCGUCAUGGCGCUCCUCAUGCUCAGCGGCACGAGCCACGCCGCGCGCCGUCUCGCGGAGGACGACACGGCUCCGGCGGCCGCGCCAGCCGCCAUCGUGCCGGGUAUCCCUGCCGUGCCGAAGCCGCCUGUGCCCACGGUGCCCACCGUGCCUGCCGUCGCCCUGCCACCGAUGCCCACCGUGCCUGCCGUCGCCCUGCCACCAAUGCCCGCCGUGCCUGCGGUGGGCGCCGUGCCAGCGAUCCCCGCGGCCACCGUGCCGCCGAUGCCCGCGGUGCCGGCGGUCCCGGCGGCGACCUUGCCACCCAUGCCCGCGGUGCCUACCGUCCCCGCGCCGAAGGUGACGCUGCCGCCGAUGCCCACCGUACCUAAGGUUACCUUGCCGCCGAUGCCCGUCGUCCCCAAGGUUACGCUGCCGCCGAUGCCGUCCAUCCCGAGCGUGCCGAUGCCGUUCUUGGCACCGCCUCCUUCGGCGUAAUCAAGCAUUUGUGGAGUGUCCGCCAUCUGCCGUUGCCGAUGUCUGAUUGUUUGGUCACGCGGUCUCGUGUGUGUGUGUGUGUGUGUGUGUGUGUGUGUGUGUGUGUGUGUGUGUGUGUGUGUGUGUGUGUGUGUGUGUGUGUGUGUGUGUGUGUGUGUGUGUGUGUGUGUGUUUACACUUUACAGGGCAAUGUUGUCUUUGCAUGAACAGAUUUGGUUGGAGUUCUUUUUUCUUUAAUUCACUUUUGAUGCAUGUGAUUCUAUAUAUACAUUUGUGUGUUUUUAGUUGGAGAGGUUUCGAUUUUUUUGUAAAUCCUUGUGUAUGUAUUACAAUUUACAAUACGGAGUGCUCAGCUAUCUCGUGAUGGGUUAUCGGGUUGGGUUGUA
Setaria italica (foxtail millet) is the source of this 981-nucleotide messenger RNA. Its product is annotated as formin-2-like. The record is from RefSeq and is a predicted model, not a curated record. The coding region runs from base 86 to 595 and encodes 169 amino acids. The transcript has a single exon. NCBI's taxonomy places the organism in Eukaryota, Viridiplantae, Streptophyta, Magnoliopsida, Poales, Poaceae.